AUGGCAGGAAGCUUCCUUUCCUGUCGGGCCUGUCUGCUCAGGACCAUCCAAGUGGCUGCUCAUGGCCGCGCUGCGGAAGCUUCAGCUCUCAGAGCAGCGGCUCAACUACGCCAACACAACAGAUCGUAUGCGACUGCGUCACCUGCCACGGCCUCACCCGUCGAUGCCCCGAAGACUUUACAAGUACCGAAUGAAGACCAGUCUGUCGCUGAGAAGAAACAGCGGGAGAAGCUACAGCGUGCUGUGAAUAAGCACCUGAGCCACAUGGACGACCAGUGGAAGAUUGCGCAACAUGUCGACCAGACGCUCGCAAAGGAUCGUUUCGACGAAGCUCUACUCCUUACACAACAAGCAAGCAAAGAUCGCCAAGUAGUCGUCUCUUGGAACCAUCUUAUCAACUACCAGCUGGAGAAGCAGAAGCUGAAAUAUGCAAUCAAGCUAUUCAAUGAUAUGAAGAAACGUGGCCAAUUACCAAAUGUCCAAACCUUUACCAUCAUCUUCAGAGGUUGCGCCAAGUCACAACACCCCAAGGCUGCAGUCGCCGAAGCCGUAAAACACUACAACAUGCUCAUGGCUGAUAAACGCAUCCAGCCAAACUCGACACACCUCAAUGCCGUCCUAAAUGUUUGCGCCAAGGCCGGAGAUCUGGAUUCAAUGUUUCUGAUUGCCAAUACCGCCAAUGACUCGACGCGAGCGCCCACGGCAUAUACAUACACCACCAUCUUAAAUGCCCUGCGGCACAGCGCCAUGAAGGACAUCAAGGAGCUUCCCUAUGAGCAGCAAUCUGCAAACCUGCAAAAGGUUGUCGACCAAGCAAAGAGCCUGUGGAUGGAAGUCAUGGACAAGUGGAAGCAGGGUAGAAUCGUCAUUGACGAAGAACUAGUAUGCUCCAUGGGCCGCGUGCUCUUACUUGCCCCCAAGCGGGAGGACAAACGAGACGUUCUAGACCUCCUACAACAGACCAUGAACGUGCCCAACUUGACCAAGACACUUGGUUCAGACCCCUUCCAGGAUCCGGACAUGCAAAAUAUUGCCGUCAAAGGCGCUUCCAAGGCAGUCACUUCAUCAAAGGCCGUGUACGCCAUCCCCAGCCGCAACACCCUUGCCCUUCUCCUCAAAACCCUCGCAUCCUCCAAUCUCACAACAGUGGGCAUCAAAUACUGGAACCUCAUGGUCCGCCAUUACGGCAUCGUCCCCGACAACGACAACUGGCUCCGCAUGUUCGGCAUGCUCAAGGUAGCCAAAGCCAGCGCCCACGCAGCAUCCAUCAUCACCAUCCUCCCCGAUGAGUUCCUCGACGCCAAGCCCUACCAAAUCGCAAUGGAGACCUGCGUACGCGACAACAUCAACGAAAACGCCAUUGAGAAUUCCACAGCAAUUCUCAACUCCAUGAUGGACCGUCUUGACGUUCCUGACAUUUACACGCUCCGCCUCUACUUGCGCGUCGCCCUCGUCAGCCACUACCGUCUCCGGACCAAGGCCCAAAAGGGCGACGAACAAGGUGCGAAGCGCGAAUACGGCAUCCAAAUCACCACUGCCCUGGCUCGUCUCUGGGACCCCUACAAGAAAGUCCACUACCACUACUUCAAAGCUACGCCCUCCCCAACCAACAAAAAAGAUGAAGGCAUCUUGUACAACGAUAAACGAGAAGUGAUUGCCCUUGCUCGACUCAUGUUCUCCGCAUUUAACAAGGUCGUCAACGAGGGCAUGCUUCCGGAGAAGGACCUGCGAGAAUUGCGACCUGUAGGAGCCAAGAUAAACCGGGAAAUUCAAGCCUUUUACUCUACCCGUGAGCAGACGGAACCAAAGUUGCGCCGGACGACAGAUGCCGAGCAGGUAGUGGAGGAUGAGGCCCCGGAUGGCGCUCACGAGGGUGCUCGUCGACAGGGGGGUGACUUUGUUUGGGACACAACAAGGUCUUGGGAACCAGUUUCAUUGCGACGAGACCGGCGUUGA
Molecule: messenger RNA, 1956 nt
Organism: Pochonia chlamydosporia 170
Lineage: Eukaryota; Fungi; Ascomycota; Sordariomycetes; Hypocreales; Clavicipitaceae
Product: pentatricopeptide repeat protein
Exons: 2
Coding region: 1-1956 (651 amino acids)
Molecular function (GO): protein binding
Source: RefSeq, a predicted model, not a curated record